GACCUGCAGCAGUCCAGCCCUUGGGACUCCUUUCGCCUUCCACUUGCUCAUCUCUGCUUCCAGAGCUGUCGCCAUGGUGACGGUGCGCAGGCCGUGGCCCGCCAUGGCCACAGUGCUGCUGGCCCUGCUCGCCUGCCUGGGGGCGCUGGUCCACGCCUACCCCGCCAAACCCGAGGCUCCCGGCGAAGACGCCUCGCCGGAGGAGCUGAGCCGCUACUACGCGUCGCUGCGCCACUACCUCAACCUGGUCACUCGGCAGCGGUAUGGGAAACGCGACAGCCCCGAAGCGGUCCUCUCGAAACUGCUCUUCCCCGACGGCGAGGACCGCCGGGUCAAGUCACGGCCAGAAGGCGCGUACAUGUGGUGACGACCCCAAGGGCUCCUGGGAGAUAUGCUAACUACACCGACCUCAUUUGCAUGGUUGCUCCUGACCCCGGAACCUGGGUUCCUCUCCCUGCCUGCUGCGCCUGGGGGGUGGGUGCGGGAUGGGGUCUUCAUUCCAUUUCUCCGUGUCCCCAGCCCCUGGGCUGGAGGGCUGUGUGUGGUCUUUCCCUGCUUCCCAGAUAAAGAGCAAAUUUCACUGA
This is a messenger RNA of Odobenus rosmarus divergens (Pacific walrus), 584 nucleotides long. It is a transcript of the gene PYY, whose product is annotated as peptide YY. Bases 74 to 367 code for a protein of 97 amino acids. Gene Ontology annotation, molecular function: neuropeptide hormone activity; neuropeptide Y receptor binding. Gene Ontology annotation, cellular component: extracellular region. The record is from RefSeq and is a predicted model, not a curated record. NCBI's taxonomy places the organism in Eukaryota, Metazoa, Chordata, Mammalia, Carnivora, Odobenidae. Gene Ontology annotation, biological process: feeding behavior; neuropeptide signaling pathway. The transcript has 4 exons.